UGCUGGAGAGAGAGAGAGAGAGAGAGAGCCAAACAUGUCUGGGAUCACCGCUAAUGACGCCUGUAAUGACUGUCUAACAUCAGCGCAGCAUCUGAACUCCACGGAAAUCCACUCCCAUUCUCACAUUGAUGAAGAUGAUGAACUUCUCAAGUAUAUCUGGAGGGAAUAUCUGCAUCCUAAACAGUAUGAAUGGGUGCUCAUAGCUGGAUAUAUCAUAGUUUUCCUUGUCUCUCUGGUCGGAAACACCUUGGUCUGUUUUGCAGUUUGGAAAAACCAUCACAUGCGCACAGUGACUAACUACUUCAUCGUGAACCUGUCCUUCGCAGACAUUCUGGUCACAAUCACAUGUCUUCCUGCAAGUCUUGUGGUGGACAUUACAGAAACCUGGUUCUUCGGACAGACCCUGUGCAAGAUAUUACCUUACUUACAGACAAUCUCUGUGUCUGUAUCGGUUCUGACACUGAGCUGCAUUGCCCAAGAUCGCUGGUAUGCUAUCUGCCACCCCCUGAAGUUUAAGAGUACUGCCAAAAGAGCCCGCAAGAGUAUCAUUCUGAUCUGGCUGGUUUCCUGCGUCAUCAUGAUUCCACAAGCCAUUGUCAUGGAAUGCAGCAGUCUGCUUCCAGAGCUCACCAACAAAACCAGCCUGUUCACCGUGUGUGAUGAGCAGUGGGCAGAUGAAAUCUACCCUAAAGUGUACCACACCUGCUUCUUUAUUGUCACUUAUUUAGCUCCUUUGUGUUUGAUGGUCCUGGCAUACAUUCAGAUCUGUCACAAACUCUGGUGUCAACAGAUUCCUGGAGCAUCAUCAGUGCUUCAAAGGAAAUGGAAGCCGCUGCAGUGUUCCGCCCAUGCUGUAGGCUUGGGAGAAUCAGUGAAGGUGAGAAGCAGCACCGUUUCAGCGGAGAUCAAACAGGUUAAAGCUCGACGGAAGACAGCACGCAUGCUGAUGGUGGUGCUGUUUGUGUUUGCGCUCUGUUAUCUGCCCAUCAGUGUUCUCAACAUCAUGAAGAGAGUAUUUGGUGCUUUUAAGAACACAGACAACAGAGAGAGUGUCUAUGCCUGGUUCACCUUCUCACACUGGCUUAUAUACGCCAACAGUGCCGCCAAUCCAAUUAUCUACAAUUUUCUCAGUGGUAAAUUUCGAGAGGAGUUCAAAGCAGCGUUCAUCUGUCAUUGUUCCGAUACAGAUGAGACACACCAGGAGAGAGUCAGAGCAAGAACCAGCACAGAUAGCCGCAAAUCCAUGUCUACCCAAGUAAACAACUUUGACAACAUCUCCAGGAUAUCUGACCAGGCUGUGUAGCUCCAUCAUGAGAAGGGUUUGCUGAGUUAAUCCUGCGGACUGCCACUUCACAAGUCACCACCGCUGACUAGAAGAACACAGACAUGCCAUAUGCAAGACUUACAGAUAGAAGGAUUGAACAGACCUAUUAGCCCUUGUGAAUUACCCACAGUUUUGGAAAACUACAUUGUGUCUAA
Carassius carassius (crucian carp) is the source of this 1479-nucleotide messenger RNA. It is a transcript of the gene hcrtr2, whose product is annotated as hypocretin (orexin) receptor 2. Gene Ontology annotation, biological process: feeding behavior; circadian sleep/wake cycle process; G protein-coupled receptor signaling pathway. The transcript is spliced from 7 exons. Bases 35 to 1303 code for a protein of 422 amino acids. Gene Ontology annotation, molecular function: orexin receptor activity. Gene Ontology annotation, cellular component: membrane. NCBI's taxonomy places the organism in Eukaryota, Metazoa, Chordata, Actinopteri, Cypriniformes, Cyprinidae. The record is from RefSeq and is a predicted model, not a curated record.